This is a messenger RNA of Phaedon cochleariae (mustard beetle), 1629 nucleotides long. NCBI's taxonomy places the organism in Eukaryota, Metazoa, Arthropoda, Insecta, Coleoptera, Chrysomelidae. The record is from the annotation of a GenBank genome assembly.
AUGUCUCGAAAUGAUCAACCUUCCCUCAGCCAAUACUUUGGCUCCAACGAGAAUUCAGAAGAUCGCACAGACUUUUCCAAAGAAGUCACAGAAGCUACUGCUGAAAUUAUCAACUUGAAACUGGCAGACGGUAAAAAAAUUAUUGCAAAAAAUGAGCCAGAGGUUUGUCGACUUUUUUCUGAACCCACACCCCAAGCUAGGGACCCCACAGCUGCAUUUUUCGAUCUAAUUGGAAGUAAUCAAAACACUGGAACAAAUGGAAUCAUAUCAGACCUAGGGCUACCAACAAAUAAUGAAGAAAGCUACAGUAGCUCUAGACUGGCGAUAGGCAGUGAAGCAGACAGAAGACGAGAUGCUUGGAUUUCUAGUGAGAAAACAAGGCAGUGUUUGAUAGCAGCUGCAACUGCUAGUCCUGGUACUUAUUUCCCUAAUAGAGAAAUGCUUACAAUGCCUGGAGUUUUAUUAGAAGAAGAAUUGGGUGAUGCAGUUGGUGAAGCAGUCUCUAUGUGUCUUGGUGAAGCAGAGGCUGCCCAAAGACGUGUGCUCAGUGCCAGUGAUGUUACUCAAGAUGAAAGGGGGCUCAGAGAGCUAGUGCAAGCUGGGGCUUAUCGAGCUGCUAUCAAUCUUACUGCAAGGCUCUUGACAAUAUAUGGGCAAGGUAUAGGUAGGGCAGGACAUCCCAGUAAGCAUUCCCCACAUUCCUUACAGCUGUGGUUCACAAGAAUAGCCUUGUUGGUCAAAACCAAAGCAUAUGGGGUGGCUAGCAUGGAAGCAGAAGCCUUUGGACAUUUGGACAAGCCUGACUUGUAUUACCAGUUUUACCCUGAGAUGUAUGGGGGUCGUUUGGGUUCUAUAGCCUCCUUUUCAUUCCGUCUGCUUCUGGCAGAGCUUCCCAUGCACUGUGGGAAGCCCAAGGACUCUGUAACAAGACUGUUCAAUACCUUGGCCACUGUCAGACAAAUUCUGACCAAUCUGAGGAAGGGCCUUUGUGAAGAUGGGAGCCCUAUGGAGCUAGGGGAAUCAGACAGGAGUGAUUCUCUGAGGUUGUGGAUUGGGAGGGAAGUUAGAGUUAUGCAUUCUAUCAUAAAUUGUGCCUUAGUUCUGAAAGAUUAUGAACUGGCCAUGGAUUUGCUUGGACAGCUGUGUGAGAGGGAUGGGGCUCCAAGGCAUGCCUUACUGUCUGCUCUAGGGCGUUUGCAUUUGCAGCUAGGAGAUGUUUCUGGUGCUGAGGUGUGCUUCAAUGAAGCUGCAGAAGUGAAGGGGGCCACACCUGGUGUGAGAGAACUGGUUGACAGAGGGCUCUUGUGUAUUGCUCAAAGUGCAUUUGAUGAAGCUUACACCUAUUUCCAAAAGGCCAGCUUAUUGGAAUCUUCAAAUGUCAUGAUUUUGAACAAUAUGGGCGUAUGUCUUCUAUACGGCGGACAUUUGAAGGAGGCCAUCCAAGUAUUAGAGUCGGCUAUCACGUCAAAUCCAGUCCACGCGUUACACGAAUCUCUGCUGUUGAAUUUGUGCACCCUGUACGACAUGGAGUCUUCUAAGGGUAGAUUGAAGAAAUUCGCCCUUCUCAGGCAGAUUUCCCGAUAUCAGGCCGAUGCUCCAGCAACUAUUUUAGAAAAAUUGUAUGGAUAG